Messenger RNA from Thamnophis elegans (Western terrestrial garter snake), 1560 nucleotides. RefSeq names its product pleckstrin homology like domain family A member 1 (gene PHLDA1). Gene Ontology annotation, cellular component: nucleus. Gene Ontology annotation, biological process: positive regulation of apoptotic process. Gene Ontology annotation, molecular function: phosphatidylinositol phosphate binding. The transcript has 2 exons. The coding region runs from base 164 to 634 and encodes 156 amino acids. Lineage: Eukaryota; Metazoa; Chordata; Lepidosauria; Squamata; Natricidae. The record is from RefSeq and is a predicted model, not a curated record.
AGCGGUGCGGAGAAAAGACCGGCGGCGGGACCAGAUUAAGCCCCUGGGCUGAACCUGCCCGUCGUUCGGCAGAAGGCGAAGCCUUUCCGGCGCGUCCCGGGGAAUCCCGCUCGCGCGCGCCUUCUUUUCACUCCUUUCGGAAGUUUUUGGCGGCGGCGGGAGGAUGCUGGAGAGCGGCGGCGGCAAGCCAGUGAAGGAGGGCGUGCUGGAGAAACGCAGCGACGGUUUGCUGCAGCUCUGGAAGAAGAAGCGCUGCAUCCUCACCGAGGAAGGGCUUCUGCUUAUCCCGCCCAAGCAGGAGCCGGCGGCGGCGGCUUCUCCUCCUCCUGCUGCCCACGGAGAGACGGCGGUGGCCGCCGCCAAGAUCAAGCAAUUGCCCUUCUCUACCAUGAAGACGGUGGACUGCGUGGAGCGGAAGGGCAAGUAUAUGUAUUUCACGGUGGUGAUGGCCGAGGGGAAGGAGAUCGACUUUCGGUGCCCGCAGGACCAAGGCUGGAACGCCGAGAUCACGCUGCAACUUGUGCAGUACAAAAACCGGCAGGCCAUCCUGGCCGUCAAGUCGAGCCGGCAGAAGCAACAGCACCUCGUCCAGCAGCUCGGGACCCGCCUCCGAAGCUCCUCCAACUCCGCCUAGACGGGGCCACCCAGACAGAUCAAAUUGAAGAGGCGCUUCUGGAAGUAAGAAGAACAGUGAUCAAAGGCUGGCAAAGUAAAGGAGGACGAAGACAAGAGCAUCAGUUCAGCCCCUGGAUUUUGUCCAGUUUUGACACCAUCUGUGGUUGCUUUAGAGAAGUACUUCAGCUGUUCUGGGUUUGGGCUACUGCUUAAACUUAGGAAAGGCAUAUUUGACCUCAAAGGACAUAUGUCACACUGUCAUUUUUAAAAUUCCACCAUGUUUUAUUUGUAUGUAUAUUUAUUAGUGGGGAUUUUAAGUUUUCAGGUUAUUUCUGAAUGUAGAUCAUCCAAGAGACAAUGAAGUGCGGAAAAUGCUUGCUUUGGUGAAUUGCAUAAGCUGCUGUAGAGGGUGGAAGAAACUGAAGCAAGAAGAAAACAGAAAGAUGAAUAAUUUACCAGGAUACAAACUUUUCAUAUAGCUUUUACAUACUGUUUUGAAACAGUUUUCAUCUCAAAAAGUGGAAGGCUGUUAUGAAAUGAAUGUAUGAAAUGUAUCUUGCUAUAUUGAACUAUUGUACCAAUAUUCUAAAUAAUGAGAAUACCCGCUCCAAAGAAAGCAAUGGCUUUGAAUUAAAUUUCUGGAUGGUUUUUGUUUAUUCAACAGUCAUUUGACUUGUGGUAUUAUACAUCAGGGGUCUCCAACCUUGACAACUUUAAGAUUUGUGGACUUCAAUGCCAGCUAUGCUAGCUGAGGAAUUCUGGGCUUUGAAGUCCACAAGUCUUAAAGUUGCCAAGGUUGGAGAUUCCUGUUAAUAGUUAACAGUUAUACCAGGUUUCAUAUCCUUACUUCACAAGCAGAAAAUCUUAGUUGACUUACCAGAAGAAUGAUUAUAAAAAAGUUAUGUUCUUUUUUAUAUGAGAUUUUUUUGGAAAAAACAUGCUAAA